Molecule: messenger RNA, 452 nt
Organism: Saccoglossus kowalevskii
Lineage: Eukaryota; Metazoa; Hemichordata; Enteropneusta; Harrimaniidae
Product: transmembrane protein 205-like
Source: RefSeq, a predicted model, not a curated record
GGCUGACUAUGUUUCAUAAUUUACCUCGUUACUGGUUUUCGGCUGUACAGUCCAAGUUGUUUCCACGCUAUUUCCUCAGUGGUACUCUGUUCUCUGUGAUUACAUUUGUCACAUUCCUGAGUGCUCAUCCAUUUGGAUCACAUGAUAACAUGCAAACCAAAAUACAGGUGUAUUCACUGAUUGGUGUAAUAGUAUGCACAAUUAGCAACGUAUUUGUCACCCCUGUGAUGAUUGGAUACCUGAAUGAUCGCAACAAAAUUGAAAUGAAAAAGGGUAUUGAUAAGAACCACAUCGGUCACAUCGAUUCCAGCAAAUUUGCCGGUGACCUCAAAUAUAAAGACUUAUCUAAAAAAUUUCUUCUUUACCACGGUAUAAGCUCACUGCUGAAUCUAUUAGCUUUCUGUGCUAAUGUAGUAUAUUUAUAUAUUCUUUCAGCAGGACUGACUAUUUAA